UUUCGGUAUUGUGUUUGUACAUCCUAGUUAACACAUCCUCCCGACCUUGUGCUGCCAGGAGUUUACAGUUUUGAUUAAAAUAUCCCGGAGGUGAAACUGAGGAGAUGGAGGCUCAGGCUUCGGCGAACCAGCCUCCACCAAAGAAUGGGCCGCAGCAGACCCAACGGAGGAAUCCCAGGAGAAAGCAGCCGCAGCAUUCUGCUGAUAUAGUGUUCACGAAAGGGACAUCUAUCCAGACCGUGCCCUGUCUCAGCAAACAGUUGAAGGGGGUCACAGAGUGUGUCAUUGGUCUUCAGUAUGUGUGGGAGUACCGCAGCCCCAGUAAAUCUGUACCACCACAUUACCAGUGCAAACUCUGUGCCGUGUACCGCAUGCAGCAUGAUAUGGUUGCUCAUGUGAAAGGCUGGAAACACAGCUUCAGAUACUUGAAAAAGGUCCACCCUGACAAGGUCACCUGUGAAGAGGAAGAAGCCAUCAAAGACCCUGCUGUAAGGAAGACCAUUAAAGACAUUGCUGCUGAGGUGGAGAAAUCAGAGGGGAGGGGACAAAUCAAGGUUAUCCUGAAGGAGCCCUGUGAAGUACCUGCUUUCAAAGGACUCCGUUCUGCUACUCCCAAGGUUAUGCCUCCACCACCUCCAGGGAUGGGACUAAAGGGACCAUCCUUUGUUCCCAGGUUUUCUGACCCGAGGUUUCAAGGGGAGUUUCCUCCUCAGGUUGGUCCUCUCUCUGACUACCCAGUGGGAGAAUAUGGGGAGCCCGGUUUUGGAGGGUACUCGGCCAGGCAAGAUUUCCCUGAUCCUGGUAUGGAACGGAGACCUUUCCCAGAUGGUAUGGGCCAUCGCCCAGCUAGGAGUGGAGAUGGGUUUGGACCAGUUGGUGGAAGAGAUGGAUAUGGAAGGAGUGGACUGAUGGAGGAGAACCCAGGUAGAGUGUAUCCUGACCAGUACAGAGGCAGCCAAAUGGGGAGUGGCUUAAUGGACAGACCAAUGGACAAGCCACUGGACAGGCCAGGCUUAAUGGGAGCAGCUCCAGAAAGUAGCAACCUUCCUAAUACACUGCUCACUUACCUGGAUACUUUCCGGAUAGAGAAUGAGAAUGACGCACAGCUGGUGCUGAAGGUGACUCAGAAACUAACAGAUGUGCUAAUGGAGUACAGACUGAGAAGUGUAUCAGCGGGCUCUAGUCUGAACAGCUUAUCAAUGAGCUCUUCAAGUUUCUCCUCAACACCUUCCAGGUUGUCAAGCAGUAGUGACCGAUACUCAAGUAGUCUCUCAGGUCCAUCCAGGUACUCAGAUGUGCCACCCAGGUAUUAUAAAUGACAAUCAGAAGAUGACGUGACACCUCAGUCUUCUCAACUCUGUUCUGUGUGCAUCAGUUAUGACAUCCAAGAGUUAAAAACUUUGGUUUUUAUGCUUUUAGGCAGGUUUUUUUUUUUCUGUUGCUACCUAGUAUCAUUUUUGAAACGUUUUUUGACUUUAGAAUAUGGUAUGAUUUAUAAGUUGUAAAGUUUUACACAAAAUGUGCAUGUUUUGAGCAGCUUUAACUGAUCAUUUCAGUGUAUGACAAUUAUUCGUUUCCCAAGGUCCAGUUCUAUUAAAAGUCGUGU
Messenger RNA from Seriola dumerili (greater amberjack), 1606 nucleotides. RefSeq lists its product as uncharacterized. The coding region runs from base 105 to 1319 and encodes 404 amino acids. The record is from RefSeq and is a predicted model, not a curated record. Gene Ontology annotation, molecular function: single-stranded RNA binding; double-stranded RNA binding. The transcript is spliced from 12 exons. Lineage: Eukaryota; Metazoa; Chordata; Actinopteri; Carangiformes; Carangidae. Gene Ontology annotation, cellular component: precatalytic spliceosome.